Magnolia sinica is the source of this 1030-nucleotide messenger RNA. Its product is annotated as protein DOG1-like 3. The record is from RefSeq and is a predicted model, not a curated record. Gene Ontology annotation, molecular function: sequence-specific DNA binding. The transcript has a single exon. NCBI's taxonomy places the organism in Eukaryota, Viridiplantae, Streptophyta, Magnoliopsida, Magnoliales, Magnoliaceae. Gene Ontology annotation, biological process: DNA-templated transcription. Bases 53 to 793 code for a protein of 246 amino acids.
UCAUCCCAUCUCUCUCUCUCUCUCUCUCUCUCUCUCUCUCUCUCUCUCCAAAAUGUCCCACACCAACCAGGAGCGUUUCCACGAGUGCUACAACACAUGGGUGCACCAGCAAGAGCUAGACCUUGAAAAUCUCUUGCAUGCAUUGCACCACCACUCCCACGACAAAGAUAAGCUCUCCAGCGUCGUCACCACAACCAUCCAUCACUACCAGGACUACUACAACGUACGCAGCCACCUCGCACGUCUCGACGCCCCCUCCUUCUUCUACCCCACCUGGUGCACCUCCUUCGAGAACUCCUUCCUCUGGAUCGCCGAGUGCAGGCCCUCCAUGACAAUCCGACUCGUCUACUCUCUCUCCGGCUUGGAGCUCGAGGCACACCUCGACGACUACCUGCAGGGUGCGAGGAGGGGGGACCUCGCCGAUUUAUCGCCUCUCCAGCUGAGCCUGAUCAACGACCUCCAUCGCAGGACUAUCCGGGAGGAGGACAAGCUGUCGAGCCGGAUGGCGAGCCUGCAAGAUGGCCUAGCGGACCAGCCACUGCUUUUAAUUGCAGCAGCUGCGGCGAGCCAGCACGCGUCGGCUGACGACGUGGAGCGAGCCAUGGAAGCGCACUCGGUGGCUUUGGCGUGUAUACUCGAGGAUGCGGACAAACUGAGAAUAAAUACUCUGAAAGAGAUGGUAAAGAUCCUCACACCUCUUCAAGCGGUGGACCUUUUGGUUGCAGCGAAGCAGCUCCAUUUCAGCGUUCAUGAGUGGGGCAAAAGAAGGGAUCGCCAGCAUGGAAGAAACUAAGUAGACGGCGAGUAUAGGUUGCACGUGUGUUUACUUAUGCACGUGUGUGUCUAUAUAUAACUACGCUAACACGUAAGGUCUCUACUGUGGUGCCUCGUUAAUAAAACAUACGGGAAUGUAUGUGCGUCUCGUCUGUAAAUUAUCUAUAGUGUAAAUGUUUUCAUUACAUUGUUGUGGAAAUGGUUUAUUGUGGCCCUACUAUCAUGUGUCGAUGAAAUCCAGUCCAACCAUUAGACA